AUGCCGAUGGGUGAGGAGGGAGGGGGGGCUGUAGCUGUGUCUGCAGCCAGAAGGUUCGAGCCUGGGCUGCGGCUCCCAGCAAACACUGAGGCAGUAGGCUCCAACAAUCAGUCAGGCGGGCCGGGUCCCAGCACCAGCAGCCCCAGUAUCAACCAGCAGCCCCAGUACAAACCAGCAGCCCCAGUAUCAACCAGCAGCCCCAGUACAAACCAGCAGCCCCAGUAUCAACCAGCAGCCCUAGUACAAACCAGCAGCCCCAGUACAAACCAGCAGCCCCAGUACAAACCAGCAGCCCCAGUACAAACCAGCAGCCCCAGUAUCAACCAGCAGCCCCAGUAUCAACCAGCAGCCCCAGUAUCAACCAGCAGCCCCAGUACAAACCAGCAGCCCCAGUACAAACCAGCAGCCCCAGUACAAACCAGCAGCCCCAGUAUCAACCAGCGGCCCCAGUACAAACCAGCGGCCCCAGUACAAACCAGCGGCCCCAGUACAAACCAGCGGCCCCAGUACAAACCAGCGGCCCCAGUACAAACCAGCGGCCCCAGUACAAACCAGCGGCCCCAGUACAAACCAGCAGCCCCAGUACAAACCAGCGGCCCCAGUACAAACCAGCAGCCCCAGUAUCAACCAGCAGCCCCAGUACAAACCAGCAGCCCCAGUACAAACCAGCGGCCCCAGUACAAACCAGCGGCCCCAGUACAAACCAGCAGCCCCAGUACAAACCAGCGGCCCCAGUACAAACCAGCAGCCCCAGUAUCAACCAGCAGCCCCAGUACAAACCAGCAGCCCCAGUACAAACCAGCAGCCCCAGUACAAACCAGCAGCCCCAGUACAAACCAGCAGCCCCAGUACAAACCAGCAGCCCCAGUACAAACCAGCAGCCCCAGUAUCAACCAGCAGCCCCAGUAUCAACCAGCAGCCCCAGUACAAACCAGCAGCCCCAGUACAAACCAGCAGCCCCAGUACAAACCAGCAGCCCCAGUACAAACCAGCAGCCCCAGUAUCAACCAGCGGCCCCAGUACAAACCAGCGGCCCCAGUACAAACCAGCAGCCCCAGUACAACCAGCAGCCCCAGUACAAACCAGCAGCCCCAGUAUCAACCAGCAGCCCCAGUACAAACUAGCAGCCCCAGUACAAACCAGCAGCCCCAGUACAAACCAGCGGCCCCCGUACAAACCAGCGGCCCCAGUACAAACCAGCAGCCCCAGUACAAACCAGCAGCCCCAGUACAAACCAGCAGCCCCAGUAUCAACCAGCAGCCCCAGUAUCAACCAGCAGCCCCAGUACAAACCAGCGGCCCCAGUACAAACCAGCAGCCCCAGUAUCAACCAGCGGCCCCAGUACAAACCAGCGGCCCCAGUACAAACCAGCGGCCCCAGUAUCAACCAGCAGCCCCAGUACAAACCAGCGGCCCCAGUACAAACCAGCAGCCCCAGUAUCAACCAGCGGCCCCAGUACAAACCAGCGGCCCCAGUACAAACCAGCAGCCCCAGUAUCAACCAGCGGCCCCAGUACAAACCAGCGGCCCCAGUACAAACCAGCAGCCCCAGUACAAACCAGCGGCCCCAGUACAAACCAGCAGCCCCAGUAUCAACCAGCAGCCCCAGCCGAACAGGCAGAAUAUCCCUGAGAACUGGUGCAGCGGUGAAAGCAGAAUCCUCUUCCCCGAGGCGCUGGUCUCCCACCGGAGCAAGGUGUGA
Limanda limanda (common dab) is the source of this 1701-nucleotide messenger RNA. Its product is annotated as DNA-directed RNA polymerase II subunit RPB1-like. The transcript has 3 exons. The coding region runs from base 1 to 1701 and encodes 566 amino acids. The record is from RefSeq and is a predicted model, not a curated record. Lineage: Eukaryota; Metazoa; Chordata; Actinopteri; Pleuronectiformes; Pleuronectidae.